Molecule: messenger RNA, 9385 nt
Organism: Paramisgurnus dabryanus
Lineage: Eukaryota; Metazoa; Chordata; Actinopteri; Cypriniformes; Cobitidae
Source: RefSeq, a predicted model, not a curated record
UCAAUGUGACUGUCAGCGCUGUUUGUCUUCACUGUGAAACCCUUUGGCGGCGCAUCUGAUGGCGAUUCACGCGUGGACUCAACGAAACACGGCGCUAUUCGGACCGUUUGGGUGUUUCAGUGAUAAACACCGCAUGUGAUCUUCACGAUGAAGGUCUGUCAGCUUUCACAUCUGCUUUAAAAUGACCUCUGUGAAGUGAAGGAGAACCGGAGAAAAGUUCAUCUGACGAACUUCAAGCGCAUUAGCCAGCGGCGCUAGCUCACUUUAAACGACACUUUUUUUUAACAUCCAAACGCUGUUUAAUUCAUUCAUAAUUAAAAUGUAACGAUAUGUAAAUAGUAUUUAUAGUCACUUUUACGAUGACUACGUUUUAAGUUUAGCUGUUGUUCGUGUUUAGUGCGGUGUUAGCUUGAGAGUUGCUAACUUAGCUGUUUCUGUCAACUACCUCUUUAGUCAGGGCAUGCUGGUUUCAUGAAUAUUUUACGUUGAUUUAUACACAAAACAGAAACAUUAUUGCGAUUUAUUGCUGUUUAUGUCAUGUGAAAAGAUUGUUCAGAACGUUUUUUUCCUCAAAGUUUCCUCACUUUGUUCGUUUUUCUGAGGAAAUGCAAAUAUACACAAAUGCUAUUUGUUAACAUACAGGAAGAUUAUACAUCGAAAUAAAAUAUAAAUGCUUAAGUUUUAACUCAUGUUAAAGUCAACUUUUGUGUCAGAGCAAACUGUCGCGAUCUUUUGUGUGACGUCAUAGGGGGACGCAGUCUCCAUCGCUCUCCAUGCCCUUAAACAUUUAUUAUAUAUUUUAUCCUACGUGUUGAUAACAUUUGAAACUGUUUAAAGUUAGUUUACACACAUAGCUGUUCAACAAGGUUACUAGCAUUACAUUUCUUUUCAUUUUGAAUGAUUUAGUACCAAUAAGCUAAAAAAUAAACAUGUCUGUGUAUUCAAAACUGCCCUCGCAGCUGCAGAAGCCUAUUGCAAGAAAGGCCUUACUCCUCCUGGUUGCUCUGUAUGGGGCCAAAAAACUUUCCCCUUAUAUAUAUGGCAGACUAAAAGGAAAGACUAGUAAACAACAAAAAGCCUCUGACCCGGUUACCCCCAACGGAGAAGCCCUCGAAGUUGCGGAGGCGAGGAAAAAGAAAAGAGGUCCAGCUGUGAACCGGGAAUUCUUGGAGAGGUUAAGUCAUCUCUUGCGAAUACUCUUUCCCCGUUUUUUCUGCAAAGAACUCGUCCUGCUCGGUUUCCACUCUAUCGCCCUCAUCUCGCGCACUUUUCUGUCCAUUUACGUGGCAAACCUAGAUGGCCACAUCGUGAAAACCAUUGUGAAGAAAGACCCGAGGGCGUUUGUGGUGGAGUUAGCCAAAUGGCUGCUCAUCGCCAUUCCCGCAACUUUCGUUAACAGUGCCAUACGAUAUUUGGAGGGUCAGCUUAGUCUGGCCUUUCGCACCAGGCUGGUCACCCAUGCCUACAUGCUGUAUUUCAGCGAUCAGACAUACUACCGUGUCAGCAACAUGGACGGCAGGCUGGCAAACCCUGACCAGUCCUUGACGGAAGAUAUGGUCAUGUUUGCGGCUUCUGUGGCCCAUCUGUACUCGAACCUUACCAAGCCCAUUCUCGAUGUGGUGGUGACUUGUUACACGCUUCUGAAAACCGCCGAAUCGAAAGGUGCCAACACUACAUGGCCCUCAAUGAUAGCUGGGAUCGUGGUGGCGCUCACUGCCAAGGUCCUGCGAGCUUUCUCGCCUCGCUUUGGUAAACUGGUGGCUGAGGAAGCGAGGAGAAAAGGAGACCUGAGAUACAUGCAUUCACGCAUUAUCGCCAAUUCGGAGGAGAUCGCCUUCUAUGGUGGUCAUAAGAUCGAGAUGUUGCAGCUGCAGAGGAGCUACACGGCGCUGUCCGAGCAGAUUAACCUGAUACUGUUUAAGAGGUUGUGGUACGUCAUGUUGGAGCAGUUCCUCAUGAAGUAUCUCUGGAGUGCUUCGGGUUUGGUUAUGGUCGCUGUGCCCAUCAUCACUGCUAUUGGAUACUCUAAAUAUGAUUCAGAGGAUGUGAAGCAGGCAGCAUUGGUGAUGAAGGAGGAGGAUUUGGUAAGCGACCGCACGCAGGCCUUCACCACAGCCCGAAACCUUCUGAACGCUGCAGCUGAUGCUGUAGAGAGGAUCAUGAGCUCGUACAAGGAGGUCACAGAACUUGCUGGAUAUACGGCCCGUGUGCAUGAGAUGUUUGCCGUGUUUGAGGAUGUGCGUGUCGGGGUGUACCGGCGCUCGGCUGCAGAGAUAAAACCAGAGACGAGCGGAGCCCAAGAAGUAAAACACGGCGUGAGAGUUGAGGGAGCGCUGCAGAUCAGAGGUCAAGUGAUUGAUGUGGAGCAGGGCAUCAAAUGUGAAAACCUGCCCAUAAUAACCCCAACAGGAGAUGUGGUGGUAUCCUGCCUGAACAUACAGGUUGAAGAAGGAAUGCAUUUGCUGAUCACAGGACCCAAUGGUUGCGGUAAAAGCUCUCUGUUCAGAAUCCUGAGCGGACUGUGGCCGGUUUACAGCGGCGUUCUCUACAAGCCUUCACCUGAGCACAUGUUUUAUAUACCUCAAAGGCCUUACAUGUCGGUGGGAAGCCUGCGAGAUCAGGUCAUUUAUCCUCAUUCUGUUGAAGAGAUGAAUGAGAAAAACAUCACAGACAAACAUCUGGAGGACAUCCUUAAAACUGUGAACCUUUGCUACAUCCUGGAAAGAGAAGGAGGGUGGGAUGCAGUCAACGACUGGAAGGAUGUGUUGUCUGGAGGAGAGAAGCAGAGGAUGGGCAUGGCCAGGAUGUUUUACCACAAACCCAAAUACGCUCUCCUGGACGAGUGCACGAGCGCUGUGAGUAUUGAUGUGGAAGGGAAAAUCUUUGAAGCUGCAAAGGAUGCUGGGAUUGCGCUACUGUCUAUUACACACCGCCCUUCUCUCUGGAAGUACCACUCCCACCUGCUGCAGUUUGACGGCGAGGGCGGCUGGCGCUUCGAGAAACUGGACGCCUCCACGCGUAUCUCCCUGCAAGACGAGAAGCUCCGGCUGGAGACGCAGCUCUCGGGAAUUCCCAAGAUGCAGCAGCGCCUGGUGGAGCUGUGCCGCAUUCUGGGGGAGGACAGCAGCCUGCCGAGCACGGAGGAGGUGGAGGAGAGAGAGCAGGAGGAGGAGGAGGAGGGAGAGGGGAUGUCUGCUGCUGGAAAAGGCAAAGGCCUUAUGGAGUGAUUAACAGGCAGAUGUAUUCAAGGCCAGGUGUGUGCGUGUGUGUGUGGUUUUGUGUGUCUGCCAGCACAUGCCUGUGGACGCAUAGAUGGAGUCGAUUAUGUUUCUCAAAUAGGCUUCGGGAAUCAAGGUCUGGUUUCUUUUAUUAAAAGCAAACAAAAAACAAUCAAGCAGAACACUGUAGUAAAAUAUUUAUAACGCACAUCGGAGACGUUGUGAUGAUGAUCUGCGUGCAUCUUUCGUCUCUCUUUUUCCUUUUUGUUUAAAGUAACGCACAUUCUCGUGGUAGAAGCUAUAUGAUGCUGUUUUUGCUGAAGUCAGUGUUGGGUGUAACUAGUUACUAAGUAAUUAGUUACUGUAAUUUAAUUACUUUUUUCCUUGAAAAAGUAAAGUAAGGGAUGACUUUUACAGUAAUUUAAUUACAGUAACUACUGAUGUAGUAAACUGUAAAACAAUGAAUACAUUAUAAUACAAUAGUGGAUUUAGCAUCAAUGUUAAAAUGCAUGUUUUUUAUGUAUCUUUAUCACUUUAAAGGGGACAUAUUAUGGAAAUCUGACUUUUCCAUGUUUAAGUGCUAUAAUUGGGUCCCCAGUGCUCUAUUAACCUAGAAAAAAGAUCAACCCAGUAACUUAGUAUUGGUAAACCAUUUUCUGCGAGUAUGUGAAAAAAUAGCUCACAAGGGGAUCUUAUUAUUAUAAUACCGCCCCUUAAUCUGCACUAUCCAACCAAUGCUAUUUAAUGUAGAGACAAAUAAUUGACAGCACAAUUGAAUUUCAACAAACCACCAUCAUCGCAUCAGUGUUUGCUUUUUAUCAGCUCAUUUGCAUUUUAAAGGGGGGGUUCAAUGGUAUUUCAAGCAUUCUGACUUAUUAACACAGUUAUAGAGUUGUUUCCUCAUGCUAAACGUAGGCAAAGUGUCAAAAAAGCAGUUGGACAUAUUACAGAGUAUUUCUGUGCCGAAUGCACUUCGCCAGGGUUCGUACAAGUUUCGGAAAGUUUUUUUCGAUUACAGGUCCAACUGACGUCCAAUUUCACUUCUUUAUAUGGGUACUUCACCCGGAAAACCCCGCCCACCCAUCAAUCAGCGGGAGACGCUAGAACUUACAAACAUUCACAUCAUGCGACAACUUUGUUUAAUUUCAAAACUUAACAAUGGCAUGAAUGAAGAAGUGUGUUUUUGGAUGUAAGGAGAAGAAAUCCAGCCUUAUGAAAACAAAGGAUAUAGUUUAUUAUCUGGGGUAGCAGCGGAGUUUUGCGUGUGUGUUUGAUGCGGUGGAUUUUCCCAACCGGGUCAUGACGAGUUGUACGCGGUAAGACUUAUGUCUUAUGUUGGAAAUAAUCGCGUGCAUAUAAUAUAAAUGACACGAACAUGUAAUGAAUCAUAAGUUAAACAGUGUUGUAUAGUGUUGCAUGACUCGUACUCGCUCCACCCGCGGUAUAACUCCUCCUUCUUCAUUUUUUCGUACGUUAUCGAAAAGAUUCGGUAAAGCUAAUCUUUCUUUUAUACAUCGGAGUAAACUAAAGCCUCUUCGGCGAUAUAAAGGAUGUCAUACUACUCUAUAGGUACUCCAGAUUAACAUAAGAAAUGCAGAAACAGCGUGUGUUACGUGAGCUUUAAACCCAAAAAUUGCACAUUUUUGCUCAUACCUACAAAGUGGCAAUGUUAACAUGCUGUAAUAAAUUAUCUAUUAUCUGAUAUUUUGAGCUAAAACUUCACAUAUUUACUUUGGGGACACCAAAGAUUUAUUUUACAUCUUAAAGUCUUAUAAUAUGACCCCUUUAAAUACUUUGGUGAGUUUUACACAGACAAUAAAACCCAGUCUCACAGAGUUGCGUAUAAGUAGCACGAAGUGUAAAAAUCGUGCAGUACAUACGCCAAAUUCCACUUUGGCGUGCAUAUGAUAUGCCAAUCCUUCCCGUUUACUCAAAACGGCACAUCUUUUUUUGUCGUUUUAUUUAUUGGUUUCUCAAUUUUUUGCUAUUUUUUAUUAUUUAUAAAGACUUUUUGUUAUAGAAAACUGACCCAAACCCCAAUCCUUACCCCAACUCCAAACAUGAAGAAACCUGUAUAUUAAAUGACCUCCUUAAGCAAAUCUGAAAUCUAACCCUAAACUCCAGCGAAAAUGGUUUAAAAAACAGAAAAAAUUUGAGAAAGCAAUAAAUAAAACGACAAAAAAAGAUGCACCGUUUAAGUGAAUGUGAAGGACUGGCGUAUCAUAUGCACGCCAAAGUGGAACUUGGCGUAUUUAUUAGGGCUGGGCAAAAAAAUCCAUUUUUCGAUUAAUCAUUUUUUUCUGUGGUUGAUUCAAAAUCGAUUCUCAGAGGCCAGGAAUCUUUUUUUAUUUCCGCAAACAUUGACCGGAAGAUUAACGUCUAUCUAAUUCUAAAUCUAAUUACUAGUCUUCUCCACUAGAUGUCACCCUUUUUUUGCCUUGCGCGAUGUUACCAAGGAGCGAGAGGCGAGCCUGUCAUUUAUUUAUUCAUUCAUUCAUUCAGUCUAUAUUCUAAUAUAUUAUAAUAUAAUAUUCUAUAUAAUCUAUAUUCAUUCAAUUGAAUCGAGAAUCGGGUAUAAAAAUCGAGUUGAGGAUCCAAAUCAAAUCGAUUUGAUAGCUUGUGAAUCGAAAUCGAAUCGAUCUGGAACAUCUGAAUCGAUACCUAGCCCUAGUAUGCAUUGCACAAUUUUUCCACUUCGUGCUAUUUAUCCGCAUCUACACGAGACUGGGUAGGACAUUACAGAAAAUGCACCCGGGUUUUAUUUUUGGUUCAUUCACACUGCCAAUGACUAUCCGGAAUCUGUACUUGUGUUCACACACAUAUCGUAAAGAUCCCAUAAAAAUAUGUCACGUAUUUAAAGUCCUGCACUUGGUAGGUUUUUUAUCCACAGUUUGCAUAUAACGGGUAUUUCUAUGGCCAGAAACAUUUUUCACGUGCAUUUUUGUUUAUGAUAAGAUUCUAGAGGAGCGUGUGAUUCUAGUAUGCUAGUGGAUAUUUGUCGAGCUCCAUGAUCUCUGCUUCAUUCCAGUUUGCAGACAUUUCUCAUCGUGAUUGUUAAUUUGCAUUUAAAACCCCCCUUUUAAAGAGCUGAACGAUAUAUCUUGUUGCAAUGAUGCAUGGGAAUUUUUGUUUAUUAUAAGCUCAUAUGAGCGCAUGACGCGAUGUUUUUUUAUGCUGUUGAAUGACUACGGAACGCCCUUUACGGCAUUGUUUCUGUUUCUGUUUCUUGUUCACACAGAGGCUUUUUGGGAACAUAGACUGUAAAAAAAGAUGGACGACGCGACUUCGCCUCCCUCUAUUGUAAUGAAUUGAAGCCAAAAAUGUCCAACCAUGGUCGCCGCCAUGUUACGUAAAAACAUCAGCUUGGAUGCAAAAUUACUAGCUAAGAUAAAACGCAUCACAAAAAAGAACACUUGAACAUAUAUCAGCGUGAUAUCAACUACCUGAAAGGACCAAAACCAUCUUUCGGAAACUUUUAUUGGAAGUGUAAAUAAUUUUUUUUUUUUAGAGCAGAGUCUCAUUCGUUUGAAUGAAGAGGGCGGGGUUUAUGACUUGUACUGCAGCCAGCCACCAGGGGGCAAUCAAAGAGCCAGCGGCUUCACUUUUCAAGACUUAUGAGGCACACACGUUAGGUCCUCUUUUCGGGAGCGAUCCCAAAACAUUUACAGGACGUGUUUGCAUUCACACACAAGUUUGUCUGGCAAUUUUACGGUUAUUUUCUGGGACCAAAAGGCUGUGUGAAUGAGGUAUAAUGAUAACAUUCGAGUGCAGUUUCCAAUUCUCACUAUUAACUAGUUGUUAUUAGCAUUAAUAUUACUGAGAUAUUGGCUGUUUAUUCAUUCUUAAAAAGCACAUAUUAAUGCCUGAUUCUGUAAAACCUUAUUCUACAUCCUUAUUUCUACCCAAUCCCUUAACUUAACAACUACUUUACUAAGUAGUAAUUAAGAGUAAAUUGAGGCAAAAAUAGUUAAUAAUGAGAAUUGGACCUUAAGAAGUGUGAACAGAAUAAUUUAUGUACUUUCAUAAGAUUUAUUCAAGCCGUUUCAAAUCUAUCUUUGUAUCAUUUACUAAUUAGUAAUAAGUUAUUAAAUACUUUUUGGAUAGAGUAAUUUGUACAGUAAUCUAAUUGCACGAUUGAAGAUGUAAUUAGUAACUAUUAAUUAAUUACUUUUUUGAGUAACUUACCCCAACACUGUGCAGAAGCAUAUUCAAAUACAAGAUAAAGGUUAGAAAAAAAUAACAAAGUAACUGGUUACAAUAAUAGUAAGCACCAAAAAUGAUAUUAUUAAUUUCUUCUUAUUUUGAUUUCUAUAAAUCUAAAAUUAUUUCAUAAUUUGACUGCAGGCUUUUGUGGAACUGUUCUCUAAAUGUUCCUUUGAAGAGUUUGGUUCCAAAACCAGAUAAUUAAUCAGAUUACCAGAUUUAAUUAAUUUUGUCAAAACAUGUUUAUUAUUUUGUUAUGUUUUAUUGUGCCACUUAACUGUAUUUUUUAGUUAUGAAGGCUUAAAUCAAUUGCAGUUUGAUUGAUAUUAAUUGGAAAACAAGAUUUUUGAAAAAUUAAAUUGUCUAGUUUAGGAACCAAACUCUUAAUUUCUUCUGCAUCAUAGUUACUACGUGAAACCAAACAGUUAGGUGGUAUCAGAACCGGAAUUUAGUUGAAUCCCGUAUGAUUCCCAUCACUUAGUUUCUAGACAUAAAACGCACAACAGGGAAGUUCGAGCUUUUGUUAGCUGUACAAAGACAAUGCAUUAAGUGGGCGCGUGUGUGUGUUUGUUUACUGUAUAUGUGCGUGUGUAUGUGUUUUAAAGGGAGGGUGAGGGAUACGAGACAGCUGCCAGCACGAGCAGGUGCGACUGUUGAUGAAAGCACCUAUGAAAGCCGUUCCUUUGGCUUGUUAUCGCUGUUCUCUGAAGGAUUCUCUGGAAAUCUGUGGGACCUGUGCGUCAGUGUUUGUCUUUAGGGAAAAAGUGCGAGUGAAGUUUGAAGCUCUUAAUCUUCUGUGUCUACUGUGUACUUACGCAUCGAUAGUAGAUGCUGUAGUUGAAAUCUGUGCCAUGUUUUACUGCAAAAAAAUUCUUCGGAAUAUAUGAUGAUAUAACCGUAAUUGUUUCAAUUAUAGAUAUGAACUAUUAUUGCAUGUAUAUUGCCGUUUCAUCCUAUAGAAAGCUCUGUCUAAAAGAUUUGUUUUGUGGGUGUUGAAAGAACCGUGUCUGUUUAAAUCAGAUUUCCAAAAGCACAACUGCCAGCUGGAUUGCCGAAUUGGGUUUUUAAAAACCUUUUUGACAUCUUUAAUGGAUGUCUAUAUUAGUUUGUUGAAUUUAUCUUAGUUUUGAGGCGCACAAUAAUGUUCACAAGCACUUACAUGUGAAUCAGGAAAUGAUGCAUGCAAAAAAAAUAUUUUUGAAAUUAUUUGUGUUAACAAUUCUAAACAAUCAGUGCAUAGCACCUUACAAGCAAAUAAAAAUGUAAUUUUCUAUCUUUUAUUUUCUUAAGAUAGACGUCAAAUCUCUAAUUUUGACUUUUAGAGGAAAUUGUUUUUCUUAAAAAAGUUAAAUGUUUUAUUUUGUAGAAAAAGUCUGAUAUGAGUGACUGAUUUUGAAAUGAUAACCAAGGGCUUAUACAGUGGUGAUGUCAUCGUUACAUCACUUUCCUUUAGCCCAAAGUGAUGCCAUCUGAAAUAUUGUUUUUCUGUAUUUUAAGGUGAUGACCACUAUAGUAAAUCUAAACAUGAAUGAGACUCAUCCUGCACUUUCUUUAAAGUGUCCUUAGCAUUUCACACUUUUUCAUAACAUUUCAAAAAGUAGGCUAUGACUUAAAAAAGUCAGUCACUUGAAAGAUGUUUGAUGAUUGUAAAUCUAUGCUGUAAGAAUGACCUUAAAAAUGAAAAUAUCCCAGUUCAUAAUUUGUAUGACAUUGAAUUUUGUUGUUUCUGUGUCUUUAAAUUAAUGUGACAUUUGCACGGAACGUUUAAAACCUGAAUCUUUACAUUGCAAUAGUUAGUUAUUUCCAACUAAUAUCUUACCUUUCCUAACAUAAAUGUUUUUGAUUUCUUUAGGUUUGAUACAAAUUAAAAAUUGCAAUGUAAUUGAUUUCCAUUAUUAUUGUACCCUUUGCACAUUUGCCAGAAUUAUAAAAAAAUGCAAUUUAAUAAAACAUUUCCAAAACUC